Messenger RNA from Phycomyces blakesleeanus NRRL 1555(-), 933 nucleotides. RefSeq lists its product as hypothetical. Bases 1 to 933 code for a protein of 310 amino acids. NCBI's taxonomy places the organism in Eukaryota, Fungi, Mucoromycota, Mucoromycetes, Mucorales, Phycomycetaceae. The record is from RefSeq and is a predicted model, not a curated record. Gene Ontology annotation, molecular function: phosphoprotein phosphatase activity. The transcript has a single exon.
AUGAGUUCGCCACUUGCCAAAGAUUCCUUAAACCCAGAUUUUAAUAAAGCACCAAAAAAACAAAUGAGCUCUUAUUCUCCUCGCUAUUCACCAUUACCGAGAAGCCCGACAAGAGAGUACUUGGAAUUAGCCAAUCAACGAUACCAUUGCUUAAAAACACUCAGCAGAAAGAAACAAUUGUUGAUCUUGGAUCUGAAUGGAACACUUGUAUCUCGAACCGGCUCAAAAGGAAUGUACGUCCGACCACAUCAGGAUGAGUUUGUAGACUAUGUCUUUGAGAACUUCCAAGUGAUGGUAUGGAGCUCUGCCCAGCCAGUGAAUGUAGACAGGAUGUGCCGGAUGUUUGAAGACCACAGACCAGAGCUUGUGAAGGUCUGGGACCGUACUUAUUUUGGUCUGACACCAAAUCAAUACAACAAGAAGAUCGUGACCAUCAAAGACCUCAAAAGAGUCUGGUCUGCGUUCGAUAAUGGAGAAUACGAUGCCACAAAUACGAUUCUUUUAGACGAUUCUCCCGAAAAGACGGUCCUACAGCCUUAUAACAGCGUCCAUCUCACGAGCUUUGAUCAUCUUUCGAGUACCUUUCGCGCACAUGGAGAGAGUGAACUGCUGGCGGUUAUUAGUUAUCUUGAAAAACUCAGAAAGGUUGAUAAUGUGUGCAGCUACAUCCGAGAACGUCCUUAUAUCAGCCCUAGUAUCAAUCUCAAUAAACAAGAACAAGAACAAGGACAACGAGAACAAGAACAACAGAAUGAAAAUGAAAAUGAAUUAGAAAACUUAUAUAAAGACAAUAGCUUCUAUUGUUAUCAUUAUGAGUUUUUAAAUCCUGAGGCUGGGCGAAAGAUGUACUGCUUGGAUGGUAGUAAAAGCAAAAAAUCAAAUGACAGGCCAGUAGACGUUUUGGAAAACAGAAUGGACUCUAUCCGUUUGUAA